AAUGGUUUAAGCAUAUUCAGUUGGGAAUGGCAAAAGAUCAAAUGAAGUUUAAUAGGGACCUGAUACUCCAGGACCUGGAUAAUACUCUGGAGAUAAGAAAUAAAAAUACACUCCCCCAAGUUUUAAGUAUCAAUAUCUAUUUUUAAUUAGAAUACCGUAGGCUCAAAGAUAAACUUUUUAAUCAAGUUUUACUCCAGGUCCGGGAGCAUAUGCUUCAUCUGAUGUACACUUAUAUUUUUAAUUUAGAACCUACUAAAAGGACCUAAGUUUUCUUUUGCUGGUAAAAAAUAAUAAUCUGUUACAUCAUUUUAACCUGGACCAGGAGCUUAUAAUGUAAAACCUACCAAACAGGCUCCUCAUUAUAGUUUCGGAGGUAAAUAUGGAAGUAAUCCUGAUGAUUUAUAACCUGGUCCAGGAGAAUAUUAAUUAAGUAAAUAAUUAGAUGCUCCAACUAUGAAGUAAUAAUCUAUUUAAAAUAUAAUAGAUUUCCAAGAUCCAAAAGAGAUGAUCCACAUUUAGAGAAAGUUCCAGGACCUGGAAGUAUGAAUAAUAUUUGAUUCAUUUAUCUAGCAUAUAAGUAGGAAAGACCUGAAUCUGCCCCAAAGUAUCGUUUUGGUAAUGCUCAAAGAAGAGGGCUUUAUGAUAAUGAAUUAGGAAAAGUACCAGGACGUAAAUAAUAUACACAUAUAUAUAAUUAGCUGGACAAUACAAUUAUUAAUCAUAAUUUGAAACUAUCUAACCUAAGGGUUUCUCUUUAGUUUCAAGAAAAGAAUAAAUUACAUAGUAACUUGUUGUACCUGGACCUGGAGCUUAUGAUCCAUAAUCAAUUAAAAGACCUCCGUCAUGCAAAAUUGGUAAAUCUAUGAGAGGAUUACAAUUUGCUAAUCCAAAUCCAGGACCAGGAGAAUAUGAACCUUAAAUUGAUACUAUACGUCCUUAAUCAGCUAUGGUUAGAGUAGGAUCAGCUAAUAGAAGACCACUUAAUGAUGUUAAAGGAGUACCAGGACCUGGAACUUAUAAUUUACCUUCUAAAAUGGUUGAAGGACCAUAAGUUAAAAUUUUAGGUCAUAAAUAUGAUCCUGUUUAAGCUUAAAAAGAUCAAGUACCUGGACCAGGUUAAUAUGAACGUCCCAUAAUGUAAAGACCAUAAUCUGCUAAGUAUUAUUUUUUAUUACUAAUUUUUUUAAGAAUAGGAACUUCGAAAAGAUAGGAACUUAAUAAUACUUUAGAGGUUCCAGGACCUGGAUAAUACAAACCUAAAGAUAAAUUAGGAGGACCAUCUUGGGGAUUUGGUUCUAGUAAAAGACCACCUUUAAAUCCCAAAAAUGAAACUCCUGGACCUGGUGGAUAUGAUUAAGGAAAUGAAUUUGGAUCCUUACCUAAAUAUGCUAUGAAGAAAAUAUCAUGAUCUUUAUAGUAAAAAUACACUAAAUUUUAUUUCAAUAUU
Messenger RNA from Paramecium sonneborni, 1447 nucleotides. NCBI's taxonomy places the organism in Eukaryota, Ciliophora, Oligohymenophorea, Peniculida, Parameciidae. The record is from the annotation of a GenBank genome assembly.